Rangifer tarandus platyrhynchus (Svalbard reindeer) is the source of this 675-nucleotide messenger RNA. Lineage: Eukaryota; Metazoa; Chordata; Mammalia; Artiodactyla; Cervidae. The record is from the annotation of a GenBank genome assembly.
AUGGCAGGGUGUCGCAUCACAGACAAGGCGGGGAAGGUGCAGGGCAGAGCAAGGCAGAAGAAGGCUAUUUUGUCGCAGGUUAAAAUCAAUUCUGAUGAUUCAAGCCCUUCUUAUGAAGAACGUAAUGCUCCCUGCAUAGCCAGUGAAAAAUACAGUGUUUCACUCCAGAGACGCCUGGCCCUGGGGGAUGACGGGCACUUCGCCUGGUGUCCUGAGUGCCUGAGGCGGCACAUGGAGUGCCUGAGGCCCAGAGUAGAAUCUGUUUACAAGGCCCCAGCCAGCACCGCCGAAGCACCAGCUGUGAGCACAGGGAGGUUCGGCCUCGAGGGCCCACUGGGCAGCAGCGGUACCUUCAGCCCAGCUCUGGCCCCCGUCUGGUCCUGGCGCCCCUGCCCCUCCCCGCCGUCGGGGGCUGGCCGGGCCAGCUCCAUCCAGCACGAGACGGGCCCGGGCGCCUGUGUCCAGCUGCCUGUGGUCAUGUCUGUCACCAGCACUCCCCCUCUCCCCCGAGCUGUUUACACCUCCGCCAGAAAUGAGAGCAGAAAAGGAAAGUUUUAUCAGAAAAUUCUGCUGCCAGCACGACCAACUUCGUCUGCCUGUUCAGCGAGAUUUGUGGGCAACCAAAAUGUCUCCAUGGUCUUGGGAUUAAAAACAAGAAUAAAAUGCGUGCCAUGA